Messenger RNA from Ctenocephalides felis (cat flea), 1725 nucleotides. RefSeq names its product synaptic vesicle glycoprotein 2C-like. Gene Ontology annotation, molecular function: transmembrane transporter activity. The transcript has 12 exons. NCBI's taxonomy places the organism in Eukaryota, Metazoa, Arthropoda, Insecta, Siphonaptera, Pulicidae. Bases 46 to 1653 code for a protein of 535 amino acids. Gene Ontology annotation, biological process: transmembrane transport. The record is from RefSeq and is a predicted model, not a curated record.
UGUAUCAACUAAUGAUUUUGUGUGAGUGAUCAAUAAAAAGUGAAAAUGAAUAAUUUGGCUUUUGAAUAUGAUCGGGAUGGUGACCUGGAAAAUGGAAAGAGGAAGGACAUUGAAGUUACUCAAUCAGCUACUUUUGAGGAGGCUGUUGCAGUUGCAGGUACAGGCAAAUUCCACAUCUUCAUACUAUUUACUACCGGUUUUUGCAUGGCUGGUGUCAUCACAGAAUCCUUAGGAAUGAGUUUUGUUUUACCAUCAGCCGAUUGUGAUUUAAAUAUGACUCUAAAUGAAAAAGGACUUUUGUCAGCUAGUGCAUUUUUAGGUCUGGUCCUAAGUGCCCAUAUGUGGGGCUUUUUAGCUGAUACCAGAGGCAGAAAAUUUGUCAUGAGGUUGUCUCUGAGUAUUGCCCUGGUUUGUUCCUGGAUAUCAUCACUUUCUCACCAGGCUUGGCUGCUGACUUUGAUGAGAUUCUUGACUGGAUUUUUGGUUUCUGGAGCAAGUUCAACAGCCUAUGCAUAUUUAGGAGAAUUUCAUGGAGAUAAAACAAGAGCCAGGGCAAUCAGUUGGGGAGCUUCUUUUAUUUCUAUGGGAAUGGUAUUUUUGCCAGGUAAAACUAGCUCAAUUGCUUGGGGAAUAAUUCCCCUCAACUUCAGAUAUCCCAUACCAGGUUUGGGCAUAGACUGGACGGCCUGGAGGUUGUACGUCCUGAUCUGCUCGCUUCCUAAUCUUUUGGGCCUGAUUAUGAUUAUAACAUUUCCAGAAACACCAAAAUUUUUGUUGGCCACUGGAAAAACUGAAGAAGCACUCGAUGUUCUUGCUAGGAUGUACGCCAGCAAUAAAGGCCGUAAGCCUUCUGACUUUCCAAUAAAAUCCCUGGACAUUUCUGGUGUUUCUGGUAACCUGGCAAAAGCUGGAAAUGCUCGUGAAAUUGCUUCUCUCAUGAUACAACAAACAGUUCCAUUAUUCAAGAAACCACUUGUUAAAUACACACUUUUGAUUUGUAUUGUGCAGUUUGGAAUGUUUGCAUCUUCCAGUGGCAUGUUCAUGUGGUUCCCAGUGAUAGCUAACGAUUUGAUGUCAUAUUAUGACAAAUUUGGACACUAUGAUGAUGUCUGUACAGUUUUUGCAUCAAGGGCACAAUUCCUACAAUCCCUUGAGGACAAAUGUGACAUCCAAGUGAAUCCGAGUGUUUUCACUCUCACAUUGAUUUUGGGAGUCUGUUUUUCAAUGGCUUACAUCACUGUUGGCAUUGUUAUCAACAUUUUAGGGAACAAAAAUAUUCUCAUUUUUGGCUUGACUUUAUGUGGUUCUUGUGGAAUAGCUGUUUAUUUUGCAAAAGAGUACUACGUACUGGUGAGCUUAUUUGGAGUUUUUUUGGCAGCAGGAGUUUGUGUCGGUCUGAUGAACACUAUUACAGUAGACGUGUUUCCUACACAUGUCAGGGCAAUGGCAUUGUGUCUUUCCUUGAUGAUUGGACGUUUGGGAGCAUCUGCUGGUAGUAAUGGUGUCGGAUAUAUGUUGGAAUAUAAAUGCGAUGGAGUAUUCUUUGUUUUUGGUGGCAUUUUAUUAUUAUGUGCCUUUUUGACGAUCUUCAUUCCAAGAAAACGACCAGAAAAAUCGGUAACCACCCAGGAAGCAAAUAGUGUCGACAGCUAAGUUUAUAUUAAAUAUUAUUUUAUAAUUUAGGAUUAUUUAUUAUAAAAUCCAGUAAGAGUAUUGUAUAUAUAU